Arabidopsis arenosa is the source of this 1854-nucleotide messenger RNA. Lineage: Eukaryota; Viridiplantae; Streptophyta; Magnoliopsida; Brassicales; Brassicaceae. The record is from the annotation of a GenBank genome assembly.
AUUCAUACUUUUUAACAAAAAAGAAAAACACAAUCUAAGAUAUCUACGUAGAGAUGUUUCGUUUUCCGGUAAGUCUUGGAGGAGGUCCACGUGACAAUACAAAGCCGUUGGAUGAGCAGCAUCAUCGGGCGGUGGUGGAUGAGGUUGACUUUUUCCGAUCGGCGGAGAAGAGAGAUAGGGUUUCACGUGAUGAUCAAGAUAUGAUCGCCGAUGAGACUCAUAGGGUUCAUGUUAAAAGGGAGAAUUCACGUGUUGAUGAUCAUGAAGAUCGUUCUACGGAUCAUAUCAAUAUUGGACUUAAUCUUCUCAUUGCGAAUACGGGAAGCGACGAGUCAAUGGUGGAUGAUGGAUUGUCUGUGGAUAUGGAAGAGAAACGUACAAAGUGUGAGAAUGCACAACUUCGAGAAGAGCUAAAGAAGGCGAGUGAAGAUAAUCAAAGACUAAAGGAAAUGCUAAGUCAAACAACCAACAACUUCAACUCCUUGCAGAUGAAGCUCGUUGCUGUCAUGAGGCAACAAGAAGAUCAUCAUCACCUGGUUACAACUGAGAACAAAGACAUCGCCAAGAACCGACAUGAAGUGCCUGAAAUGGUUCCGAGACAGUUCAUCGAUUUGGGACCGCAGUCAGAUGAAGUUUCCUCCGAGGAGAGGACGACGGUUCGGUCAGGAUCUCCUCCAUCGCUUCUAGAGAAAUCUAGCUCACGUCAAAACGGAAAGAGAGUGCUUGUAAGAGAAGAAAGCCCAGAAACCGAAUCCAACGGCUGGAGAAACCCUAACAAAGUUCCUAAACACCAUGCAUCCUCCAGCAAUUGUGGUGGCAAUGGCAGUGAAAAUACAAGUAACAAGGUCAUCGAGCAAGCAGCCGCGGAAGCCACCAUGCGUAAAGCCCGUGUCUCGGUUCGUGCUCGAUCGGAAGCUAACAUGUUAAGCGAUGGAUGUCAAUGGAGAAAAUACGGGCAGAAAAUGGCGAAAGGAAACCCGUGCCCUCGAGCUUAUUACCGUUGCACAAUGGCUGUUGGAUGCCCCGUUCGCAAGCAAGUGCAACGUUGCGCGGAAGACAGAACCAUUCUCAUAACAACCUACGAAGGAAACCAUAACCAUCCAUUACCUCCCGCGGCUAUGAACAUGGCUUCAACCACAACCGCAGCCGCAAGCAUGCUCCUCUCAGGCUCCACAAUGUCGAACCAAGACGGUUUAAUGAACCCAACAAAUCUCUUGGCUCGAACCAUCUUACCGUGUUCUUCAAGCAUGGCGACUAUCUCAGCCUCGGCACCAUUCCCAACCAUUACAUUAGACCUCACAGACUCAUCCAACGGUAACAAUCCAACCAAUAACCCGCUGAUGCAAUUCUCUCAACGGUCUGGUUUCACGGAGUUGAACCAAUCGGUUUUGCCUCAUAUGAUGGGUCAGGCUUUGUACUACAACCAACAGUCUAAGUUCUCGGGUUUACAUAUGCCGUCUCAGCCGCUAAACGCUAGCGAGAGCGUUAGCGCCGCUACUGCCGCCAUCGCCUCCAAUCCCAACUUUGCAGCGGCUCUAGCUGCAGCCAUAACUUCUAUUAUCAACGGUUCGAAUACUCAGCAGAAUGGGAACAACAAUAACAGUAAUGUUACGACGAGCAACGUUGACAAUAGGCAAUAACAUUUUUUAUAUGUUUUAGUUAAUUAGGGCCUUUUUAUCGGUCGAUUUUGUUUUUUGCUUUUGUUCUUGUUUCUUUUUUUAUGUUUCAUUUUUAGUUACGGCUUUUCUUUUUUUUUUUCGAACAACAAGAGUCUUGAGAGCAAUUUUUUUCUCUCUCGUUUCCUUGUGGUAUGAUCGACAAUUGUGUUCAGGGAUAUAAAUUGCUUAAACUUUU